Messenger RNA from Vigna unguiculata (cowpea), 2215 nucleotides. RefSeq names its product phosphoglucan phosphatase LSF1, chloroplastic. Gene Ontology annotation, biological process: starch catabolic process. NCBI's taxonomy places the organism in Eukaryota, Viridiplantae, Streptophyta, Magnoliopsida, Fabales, Fabaceae. Gene Ontology annotation, cellular component: starch grain; chloroplast. Gene Ontology annotation, molecular function: carbohydrate phosphatase activity; protein binding. The record is from RefSeq and is a predicted model, not a curated record.
CUUAAACAGAAUAAUAAUAGGAAGAGAAAAACGCACUUCUCACUUCACAUGCUCUGUUUCCGUAACCAUAAACCAAUCUUACCUUCAAUUCAAUCUUCUCCGCCAUAGCCUCAACAUCCACCAUGCUUCCACUGCAAUUUGGCACGCGCCCUCACUACCCUCCUUCGCUGUUCCUGAGCAGCUCCAACGCUUGUUCCUCCUCUCGCAUCCUCUACAGCAACAGAAACAACCAGGUGUACCUUGUUCGCUCCAACGUUGGAACCCUCAACCUUAGGGUUUUCGCUGCGUCCGGCAACUCCUCAUACAAGAUGAACCUCAACGAGUACCUUGUCACUCUCGAGAAGCCCCUCGGCAUUCGAUUCGCGCUAACCGCUGAUGGCAAAAUCAUCGUCCACUCUCUCACCAAAGGGGGUAAUGCAGAGAGAUCCAGGAUAAUUAUGGUGGGUGAUACUUUGAAGAAAGCUGGCGAUUCGUCUCAGAACACUCUCGUUGAGAUUAAAGACGUUGGAAAUACGCAGAAGGUGCUAAAUGAGCAAACAAAUUCUUUUAGUUUGGUACUUGAGAGGCCCACAUCUCCUUUUCCUAUUCAACUUCUGCACAAGAUGAAUGAUUUUGAGACAGUGUUUAAUAGAGGGCGAGUUCCUAUUGUCACAUGGAACAAGACCCUAUUGGCAUCAAAUUUACAAUCAUCUAGUGAGAGCAGCACGAAUUCGGGAUUUUUGAUGUUCAACUCAAAGUUUCUCAAACCAAAUGCAAACAAGUUAUUGGGCAACCAAAAUCAACGUACCAUCACCCAUGGUGAGAGAAACUUCUUUACUGAACACACACCACAAAUUGCUUGUGUUUUUACUGAAGAAGUGUGUGGAGAUGGAGAUUGGGGUCAUGGAAGUUUCCCACUUGAGGAGUAUAUUCAGGCUCUAGAUCGUUCCAAGGAUGAGAUGUAUUAUAACCACUCUCUUGGUAUGCGUUAUAGUAAGAUUACAGAGCAAAUUUAUGUGGGAUCCUGUAUACAAACAGAAGAUGAUGUAGAGACCUUGUCAAAAGUUGAGGGAAUUACUGCUGUUCUGAACUUCCAAAGUGGAACUGAAGCCGAAAAUUGGGGAAUCAAUGCAAAAUCAAUCAAUGAAUCUUGUCAAAGGAAUAAUAUUCUCAUGAUCAACUAUCCUAUUCGGGAGGGAGAUUCUUAUGAUAUGAGGAAAAAACUCCCAUUUUGUGUGGGGCUUCUACUACGUUUGCUAAGGAAGAAUCUUCGUGUUUUUGUUACUUGCACUUCUGGAUUUGAUCAGUCUCCUGCUUGUGUGAUUGCCUACCUACAUUGGAUGACGGAUGUUUCCCUUCAUGCAGCGCAUACUUGGGUCACUGGGAUGCACAAUUGCAGACCUGACAGGCCGGCAAUUGCAUGGGCUACUUGGGAUCUUAUAGCCAUGGUUGAAAAUGGCAAACAUGAUGGACCUCCUACACAUGCUGUCACAUUUGUGUGGAAUGGUCAUGAGGGUGAGGAUGUAACUUUGGUUGGAGACUUUACCGGAAAUUGGAAAGAACCACUAAAGGCAAAGUUCCAAGGUGGAUCAAGACAUGAAGUAGAAGUUAAACUUCCACAAGGAAAGUAUUACUACAAGUUCAUUGUAAAUGGACAAUGGAAACAUUCAACUGCUUCACCAGCAGAAAGGGAUGACAGGGGAAACGUUAACAAUAUAAUCGUGAUUGGUGAAACUGCCAAUGUUCGGCCUUCUGUUCAGCACCAGCUGAAAGAUGCUAACGUUGUCAAGGUGAUUGAAAGGCCUUUGAAUGAAAAGGAGCGGUUUAUGCUGGCAAAAGCAGCUCGUUGUAUUGCUUUUUCUAUCAGUCCGAUCACAUUGGCCCCCAAAUAGUUUCACGCAAAUUCUAUAUUGUACAGAAUUGCAGUUGUUGUACUUACUGAGGCCAUACAAAAUUUGGUCACACCAAAGAGUGAUCACACGCUGGGUAUGUCUUGGCAUAUUUAGUGCACACUACUAAACUUGCCUAUGUUUCUGCAGGCCUACCCUUUUGCCUCAUUCUGUUAUUCUUCGUAUUAUACAAUCCUAGUCAGAGUAUAAAUUGACAUGUAUGUAGUACUAGCUUUCAAAUGUUGGCCCAAGUAAUUUACUUAAAUGGAUUACGGGUCUUCAUAAAUGAUUUAAGUUCAUAAACCAUAGCAUUUUAUGUUAUGUUCUUAUAAUUGUUUCCAGUGCUA